This is a messenger RNA of Eimeria acervulina, 1986 nucleotides long. RefSeq names its product cytosol aminopeptidase, putative. Gene Ontology annotation, biological process: proteolysis. The transcript is spliced from 8 exons. The coding region runs from base 1 to 1986 and encodes 661 amino acids. Lineage: Eukaryota; Apicomplexa; Conoidasida; Eucoccidiorida; Eimeriidae. Gene Ontology annotation, cellular component: cytoplasm. Gene Ontology annotation, molecular function: manganese ion binding; metalloaminopeptidase activity. The record is from RefSeq and is a predicted model, not a curated record.
AUGGUGCCCCCACAGCCGCGUACAGUUAAGACGGACCCCCCGGAGAUGCCGCUAACAAAGCUGAAUGCAGCUACUAAGAUGAAGGUGUUGUUACAGACGCAUGACGAUUUAUAUUGUUUUAAAGGAGACAUUGUCUUUUUCUUAUGCCGCAACUCCCUACCAGAAGACGCAAAGAAGCUCGAUAAACAGAGGUUCUCGCUUCUUGCUGCUGCACUUGAAGAGACAGAAUUCAAAGGAGAAGUCGGGACAAGUGUAUGCGUUCGGGUGUCUUUAGACAACCCUCGUUAUAUUUGUUUAGUGGGGUGUGGGGAGCAUAAGACUUUCGAUGCUGCUGCAGUUGGUGCUGCAGUAGCAGCAGCAAUUAGAGAUAGGCCUAAGGCCCGUUCAGUUGGGGUGUAUAUACCCCCCAUGGCGCAGGCGUGCCCUUGCCCUGAGGCUCCGAAGAUAUUUAUUCGCAAACUGCAAGCACUUCUAGAGACUCUCUUCGUUGAUCUAGAACCAGACAACAGGUCUGCUGCUGCUGCUGCUGCUGCGGAUGCUGCGGCUGCUGCUGCUGUGGGUGAUGCUGCUGUGGAUGCUGCUGCUGCUGCUGCUGCUGCUGUGGCUGAUGCUGCUGCUGUGGCUGUUGCUGCUGUGGCUGAUGCUGCUGCUGCCACUGUGGCUGUUGCUGCUGUGGCUGAUGCUGCUGUGGCUGAUGCUGCUGUGGCUGAUGCUGCUGUGGCUGAUGCUGCUGUGGGUGCUGUUGCUGCUGGGGCUGCGGAAGCUGUUUCUGUGCUGUUCAAGGGCACUGGCUCCAAGAAGGCCACUGCCCCCCAAGUUGAGCAGCUGACGAUAUUUACCUUCGAUAAAGAGGAGACAGAGCGCGCUGUGGAGGGUUUGAGGGAGAAGGGCUCCUUAGCCACCGUCUCUGAAGAUGCAAGAGAAGGUCUAGGGUUUAGAGUUUACGUGCAGGCGGCGCGGCAUGUGGCUUCGGGGGUUCAUCUCGCGCGGGAGUUAGUAAACGCCCCAGCGAAUUACUGCACCACCAUCACUCUAGCAAAAGCAGCAGAAACUAUUGCUGCAGAGGGGGGCUUAGAGUGUAAGAUACUGGAUCUGCCUGCUCUAGAAGAGUUGAAGAUGGGUUGCUACUUAGCAGUAGCGAAGGGUUCAAUGUACCCGCCGCAGUUUAUUCAUCUGACCUAUAAAGCUAAGCCAGCAGCAGCAGCAGGAGGAGCAGCAGGAGCAGCAGCAGGAGCAGCAGCAGCAGCUGGAGGGAAGAUAAAGAAAAUAGUGUUCGUCGGCAAAGGCUUAUGCUUUGAUAGCGGAGGUUAUAACAUAAAGAGAGCAGAGACAUCAAUAGAGAUGAUGAAGUUUGAUAUGGGGGGUGCAGCAGCAGUAUUAGGAGCAGCACAAGCAAUUGCUGCCUUAAAGCCCUGCAACAUAGAGGUCCAUUUUAUUGCUGCUGCAGCUGAGAAUAUGCUUAGCAGCAAAUCGUAUAGACCAGGAGAUGUAUUAACAGCAAGCAACGGGAAGACAGUAGAAGUAGGUAAUACAGAUGCAGAGGGGCGGCUAACUCUUGCUGAUGCUCUGGUGUAUGCUGAGCAGCUAAAGCCUGACGCUAUUAUAGAUGUAGCAACUCUUACUGGAGCAUGCAUGAUUGCUUUAGGAGAUGCAUAUGCUGGGCUCUUCAGUCCUGAUGAUGCUCUUGCAGACAAAGUUUUGAAGAGCGCGGAGAGAAGCUGCGAAAAGAUGUGGAGGAUGCCGUUCAUUGCUCGUUACAGAGAUAUGUUAGACUCGAAGUGCGCAGAUAUUAAUAACACUGCUACAAAAGGAAAAGGAGGGGGGGCCAUUACUGCUGCAGUCUUCCUCAAAGAAUUCGUCGAUAAGACUCCUUGGGCUCACAUAGACAUAGCAGGCCCCGCUUGGUGUUAUAAGACGGGCUCAGCGACAGGUUAUGCGGUGAGGACAUUAACAGAGUUUGCUUUAGCUACAUCAAAAGAGCAGUAA